Ilyonectria robusta is the source of this 1566-nucleotide messenger RNA. RefSeq names its product Alpha/Beta hydrolase protein. Gene Ontology annotation, biological process: lipid metabolic process. The record is from RefSeq and is a predicted model, not a curated record. The coding region runs from base 84 to 1196 and encodes 370 amino acids. NCBI's taxonomy places the organism in Eukaryota, Fungi, Ascomycota, Sordariomycetes, Hypocreales, Nectriaceae. The transcript is spliced from 3 exons.
CUGAAACAUUUCCUCUCUCUGCGUUCUAGGCGGGACUAACCUUGAUUCCUUACGACGCUAGCACCUGACUGCAACGAAUCGCGAUGGCGAUGCCUCGAUCCUUGUCCACUACGGCAAACGACAAACUCUACGAGAUCUUAAAAUCGAUAGAACAUCUGGUGCAUUUCGCACACUGGGCAUAUUUGAACGAUGACGGCGUUGAAUUUCGAAUGUACGCAGCGGAAUUAAAAGGCUCUCUCAACGCGCGAUAUCUUCGAAUAGAAACUCCAUUUCGGAAAAGAGGAUCGCUGCUCGCUCCUUCCACUACACACGUACACUUAGGCAUUCGCACUAGCGAUACUUUAGUCCUGGCAUUUCCUGGAUAUAUUUUCCCAAUUGCUUGGGAGGAUAUCCUACAACCGACGCAAUUCCGUGGAUUCUUAGCUAAUGUCUGGACAGACAUUAGUUUCGGCUUGACAAAAAUUGACUGGCUCGAUGCGGACCUUCCGAAUGUGUUUGUACACAAAGGCUUCUUGCUUGCUUUCAACAAUUUUCUACAGGACGACAAGUUGCUAAGCUACAUCAACCAACUCCGGCGAGACACAUCGAGGCAAGAUUUCGAAAAGAUUGAAAUCUGCGGCCACGGUCUUGGGGGUGCUCUAGCGACCUUGUGCGCCCUAUGGUGCAAGAUAAAGUGGCCAGACAAGGACAUUACCUGCGUCACGCUGGGCUCUCCAAGGGUUGGGAACCAACACUUUGUCGAAGAGUUUACGAGGCGCAACAUCCGGUGCUACCGGCUUGUGGAGCAAUACGACCCGAUUCCCACCGUGCCUGACAGAUACAGCCAAGCUGUUUCCAUUAAGAUCCCGCCCUCCCAUCCGGGCUUCAGCAUCAGGAAGAGGAAAUAUCAGCAUGCUGGCGAAUCGCUGUCCCUGUGGCAACAUGUUAGCGGGGAAAUAAUCCUACGGGAUUUCGACCCGCCAGGCGUAAAUGACGAAGAGAUUGCUGGGGAUCUCUCCAUUCCGGUUGAUAUCGGACUACGUCUCGGGUGGUGGGCCCCUUACUGGAUGUGGAGGGGACCGCGAAUAUUAUGGAAUCUUUGGCAUCACAAUCCCUCACACUACGCCAAAAUGGUGUGGGGGGUCAUGGACCAGGAAAUGGACCAGGAAAUGGAACAGGAAAUGCACAGGGUCAGGAACAGGAUCCUCAGGGCUUGAUCUCAAUGCUUAAUUCAUGAUCUAAGUGGCGUCAACUAGUUCACCAGACAAUAUGGAAGGUACAGAUGUGUUCCGAGAGUCGCGCGGCACGUAUCCCUUUCUCACCAUCGUUCUAUGUUACUCUACCAUAUUGGGGCCAUUUUUGAUGUCUUCAAUCUCAUCAGUGAGACAAAAGCAUGGUGGUGCUCUAUUUAGUCUCGCGGGCGGUCCCAGUUUUGGUACUCCCGCCUUUCGCUCAGGCUCCAGAAUUGGAACUGCUGCUCAAUAAGGGCGCCGAUAUCACAUAUAUCGGGAUAUCGGAUUUCAACGGCUAUUACGGCAGUGAAGCUUUUUCUUCUAUCGUAGGCGUCCAUCGCCACCUGCCUCGUCA